CCACACUGUCUGUCAACUCUUUCCGCCGCGCCUGUCGCUGCUGGUGAGCACAACUGCAGCCCUCCCGCUGCCCAUAUAGGAACAUUUUGUUUACAAGAAGGUCGUCACCAGUGCCUCUACCUCCACCGCCAACAUGAGUGUCGUCGGAGUCGAUUUCGGAACUCUGAAUACCGUCAUUGCCGUUGCACGGAACCGGGGUGUCGAUGUUAUCGCCAAUGAGGUCUCUAACCGGGCUACUCCCUCCCUAGUCGGGUUCGGACCCAAGUCCCGCUACCUCGGAGAGGCUGCGAAGACACAGGAAAUCUCAAAUCUGAAAAACACCGUCAGCUCUCUGAAGCGCCUCGCCGGUCGCUCUCUCAACGAUCCAGAUAUUCAGAUCGAGCAGCAGUUUAUCUCGGCCCCGUUGGUUGAUAUCAAUGGCCAAGUCGGCGCUGAGGUUUCGUACCUCGGCCAGAAAGAGAAGUUCACUUCGACGCAGCUGAUUGCCAUGUUCCUCAGCAAGAUCAAGCAGACAACCUCGGCCGAGCUCAAGCUGCCAGUAUCGGACAUGGUCAUGAGCGUACCCGCGUGGUUCACCGACAUCCAGCGCAGGACCCUGAUUGACGCUGCCGAGAUUUCUGGCCUGAAGCUUCUGCGCCUCAUGAACGACACCACGGCCGCCGCUUUGGGGUGGGGCAUCACAAAACUCGACCUUCCUUCGGGCGACGAGAAGCCGCGCCGCGUAGCCUUUGUCGACGUUGGCCACAGCAACUACACGUGCUCCAUCGUCGAGUUCAAGAAGGGCGAGCUUGCCGUCAAGGCAACCGCCUUCGACCGCCACUUCGGUGGCCGGAAUUUCGACAAGGCUCUUUUGGACCACUUGCAGAAGGAGUUCCUCGGCAAGUACAAAGUCGACAUCACAACCAACCCCAAGGCCAUGACACGUGUCCUUGCGGCUGCCGAGAAGGUGAAGAAGAUGCUCUCCGCCAACCAGCAGGCGCCCAUAAACAUUGAGUCGCUCAUGAACGACGUUGAUGUGCGUGCCAUGAUCACGCGCCAGGAGUUCGAGGCUAUGGUGGACCCCCUAUUGAGCCAGAUCAAUGGGCCCCUCGAGCAGGCCCUGGCCGACGCAAAGCUCACCAAGGAUGAUAUCGACAUUGUCGAGGUUGUUGGCGGCGGCAGCCGUGUGCCCGCCGUCAAGGACCGUAUCCAGGCCUUCUUCGGAAAGCCGCUCUCGUUCACCCUGAACCAGGAUGAGGCUGUGGCCCGGGGCUGCGCUUUCAGCUGUGCUAUUCUGUCUCCAGUCUUCAAGGUCCGCGACUUCGCUGUCCAAGACGUCAUCACCUACCCAAUCGAGUUCGCCUGGGAGAAGGAUGCAGACAUCCCGGAUGAGGAUACCAGCCUCACCGUCUUCAACAAGGGCAACGUACUACCGUCCACAAAGAUUCUCACAUUCUACCGCAAGCAGGCUUUCGACCUCGAGGCCAAAUACACCGAGCCAGAGCAGCUGCCCGGCAAGAUUCCCGCCUUUAUCGGCCGCUUCUCUGUCAAGGGCGUCAAAGCUUCGGGCAGCCCCGAAGACUUCAUGAUCUGCAAGCUGAAGGCUCGUGUCAACAUUCACGGAGUCUUGAAUGUUGAGAGCGGUUACUAUGUCGAAGACCAGGAAGUAGAGGAGGAGAUCAAGGAGGAUAGCGGGGAGAAGAAGGAUCCGGAUGUGAGUACUUUUAUCGCGCCUGACAAGCCUCCCGCUAUUAUGGAUUUUGUUGGUUCUUCAGUUGAGGAGACACCUGGGAAUGCCUCGAAACGUCGUAGGGUGGAUGCUGGCGCAUCAGACGUAUCCCUUGGCCAAGCCAGUGUGUCUAUUCCAAGGACAGAGCUAACAUCUGACAAGGCCAUGGAUACGGACGCGAAAGACGAUUCCAAGCCCAAGACGCGGAAGGUCAAGAAGCAAGUCCGCAAGGGCGAGCUGCCAAUCGUCAGCGCCACCCAGUCCCUCGACUCUUCCAACAAGAACGCGGCCGCCGAGAAGGAGGCCUCGAUGGUUAUGGAGGACAAGCUGGUGGCCGACACUGAGGAGAAGAAGAAUGAGCUGGAGACCUACAUCUACGAUCUCCGCAACAAGCUCGACGACCAGUACUCGGAGUUUGCUAGCGACGAGGAGAAGACCAAGAUCGGCGCAAAGCUCGAUGCUACCGAGGAAUGGUUGUAUGACGAGGGUGAUGAUGCUACGAAGGCAGUUUACAUCGCUAAGAUGGACGAGAUUAAGGCUCUGGCUGGCCCCGUUGUGCAACGUCAUUUCGAGAAGGUCGAGGCUGACCGCCAAGCACUUCAAGCACGUCUGGAUGCCGAGAAGGCAGCAAAGAAGGCGGCGGAAGAGGCAGCUCGCAAGGCUGCCGAGCCCGAGAAGGCGCCGCAAGAAGCAGCCAAGGAUGAGGAUAUGACGGAUGCCGAGGCUCCUCCCAAGGCCGAGGUUGAGGAGACCAUCGAUCCUUGAAGUUGUUGAGGGGGUUUUUCUCUACUCACGCAAACUAUUUAUGUCUUGAGGGUCAAAGAAGGGUGGGCUUUUGAUAGAUAGGGCACAUGGAAAUGAAAGCGAACGCAUGGCAUUGGGCGUCUGAAAUAGGGGAUCGGAUAACUUUACGGCAGUGCUAUGAAGACGGGGAGAGAGUAAUGUGAAGAGACAGGGACAAGAAAGGACAAGAGAUAGGCCUUCUGACACUGCUGGGCGAGGCGGUCUGCUACUUUCUUUUCUCCCCUGGCUGCUUUGUUGAACCAAUCCAAAGGAUGACGCUCUCAACGCCCAAGCACAUUUGAACACAUACAACAACCCCCAGCGAUACGAAUUUCUUUUGCCAGUUUAGUAUUUCACUCGCAGUCACGAUAGAAU
Messenger RNA from Lasiosphaeria miniovina, 2866 nucleotides. Its product is annotated as heat shock protein 70 family. Bases 134 to 2473 code for a protein of 779 amino acids. Gene Ontology annotation, cellular component: cytosol; nucleus. Gene Ontology annotation, molecular function: ATP-dependent protein folding chaperone; ATP binding. Gene Ontology annotation, biological process: protein folding. The record is from RefSeq and is a predicted model, not a curated record. NCBI's taxonomy places the organism in Eukaryota, Fungi, Ascomycota, Sordariomycetes, Sordariales, Lasiosphaeriaceae. The transcript has 5 exons.